AUGACAACCACCGACAAUGGAGCAUCAGCGUCAUCAUCUCAGCCCCGCCUUAUCCAGCUUCCCGUCGAGCUUAUCGACAAGAUUGCCGACAAUUUAUCCAGAGAUGACUUUGAAAACUUUAGACUAUGCUGUCGUCUGAUUGCAGAAUGUACGAAACCACUGCUCGCAUUGGCCCAUUUCGAUGGCAUGCCUUGGAGGCCCGAUGGUCUACGCCUACAUGAUCUGUCUCUUGAACCGAGCUGCGCAAGGCGCAUUCGCUCAGUCACGUUCAACAUGGCACGCAUCGGCGAGGAUGAGGUUGAAGAAGGCAUGUUGUGGAUCAAGGAUCCCGUGGAGCGUGAGGCUAAAUGGGCGCCAUAUCUCGAGACACAGGAUCUCUGCCUCGAUGAUGUCGAAUUACCACUUGAUCUGGUCAUUCCGGCAAUUAAACGAUUACCCAACCUCGAUACGGUUUGUCUAACAUGGUGCGAAUGUCCGUGGAAAGGGCACCGUGAUAUUGAGGACGCUUUCAGCUACGAGAAUUCGAUAGAACUAGCCGGAAAUGAAAUAUACGACACCCAGCAGGCCGUUCUUGCAGCUCUACUUGAGCGAAAUAAUCCCAUGAAGAGUUUGACGAUCCAGCCUUUUAUGCAUACGGAGGUCAAUAUUCCAGCUGGUCUGGAAUCCAACAUCGCCACGGUCUUGGGAUCGGUAACGCAGCUGCAUUUGAUGGUGAACUACGAGGUGGAAUACUUCUGGCCGAAGCGUCUCGAUACCUUCAUAUCAUUCCUACCCAACCUGCGAGACCUUCAAGUCCACACCUGGCCAUCCGAUAUUCCCGCCUCAGACCUGGACUUCUUCAUCACCAAGCGUCUCGAACGUCUCGAAAAGCUCGACCUAUCCUGCCUGCACUUCAACUUUGUCAACUUCGCCAACCUGAUCAAGAACCAUGGGCCUACGCUCAAGUUUGUCAAAAUGACGAGUCUAUACGGCUGGUGCGAUCCCUUCAGCGCGGCCGAGCUUGACUGGGAUAUGAUGUUCCAGCUCAUGAGAAACAGGCUGACGGUGCUGGAGGAGAUAGAGAUCAAUGGUAAGUUCAGUGACAAUGUGGGCUGGCAUCAGUUGUUUUGGCGGGAGGAUAUGACAUGGGCGAAGGAGUUUGUGAGGAUUUGGGGAGAGAUGAGUCAGCCUCUUGAGAAGUAUAUCUUGAAGGGAGGGGAGUAUCCUAAACCCACAUGGAGUAUUUGA
Fusarium coffeatum is the source of this 1227-nucleotide messenger RNA. RefSeq lists its product as uncharacterized. Bases 1 to 1227 code for a protein of 408 amino acids. The record is from RefSeq and is a predicted model, not a curated record. Lineage: Eukaryota; Fungi; Ascomycota; Sordariomycetes; Hypocreales; Nectriaceae. The transcript has a single exon.